UAAAGACAAUUUUUACCAACCACAGCCACAACCACAAGAGAGAGAAUGGGAAAGAGAACGACUAAUGCUCUGAAGAGAGAGGAGUUAAACAGAGGAGCUUGGACUGAUCAUGAAGACAAGACCCUUAGAGAUUACAUCACGACUCAUGGUGAAGGCAAGUGGAGCACUCUCCCAAACCAAGCUGGGCUCAAGAGAUGUGGCAAAAGCUGUAGACUCCGGUGGAAGAACUACUUAAGACCGGGGAUAAAGCGCGGGAACAUCGCACCUGAUGAAGAAGAACUCAUAAUCCGUCUCCAUAAUCUCCUUGGAAACAGAUGGUCGUUGAUAGCUGGGAGGCUUCCAGGCCGAACAGACAAUGAAAUAAAGAACCAUUGGAACUCAAACCUCCGCAAAAGACUUCCCAAAACUCAAACCAACCCACCGAAACGUAUAAAACAUUCGACCAAGAACGAGAACAAUGUCCAUGUUAUACGUACAAAGGCGAUGAGGUGCUCGAAGGCUCUUCUCCUCUCGGAUCUGUCUCUUCAGAAGCAGAGUAGUAUCAGUCCACUUCCUUUGAAAGAACAAGAGAUGAUGGGUCAAGGUGGGACGUCAUCUUCGUUGAUGGGAGAUCUCGAGUUCGAUUUCGAUAGGAUCCAGUCGGAGUUUUUAUUCCCGGAUUUGAUUGAUUUUGAUGGUUUGGACUGUGGAAACGUAACAUCUCUUGUUUCGUCUGAGGAGAUUUUGGGAGAUUUGGUUCCAGCUGAAGGUAAUCUCGAUCUCAAUAGACCUUUCACUUCUUAUCACCACCAUGGCGACGAUGAAGACUGGCUCGGAAACUUCAACUGUUGAACCUACCGCAAACAUCUAUAUAGUAUUACAUACUUUUCUAGCUAUACGGACAAAAGUAUAUGUGUCUGAACGCUUCUAAGUCCUAAAAUUCUAACUUACUAUAAGGAGAACAAAGAAACAAAUAAAUUAUACAAUUUCGAGUGCUGUGGAAAUU
Messenger RNA from Camelina sativa (false flax), 985 nucleotides. RefSeq names its product transcription factor TT2-like. The record is from RefSeq and is a predicted model, not a curated record. NCBI's taxonomy places the organism in Eukaryota, Viridiplantae, Streptophyta, Magnoliopsida, Brassicales, Brassicaceae.